GCCUCUCCCUCGUUCCGUCCUUUGCAAAAUUGCUGCUGGUGGGGGGUAAGGCAGGAAGAAAAUGCCGCAACUCAAUGGCGGUGGAGGGGACGAUUUGGGGGCGAACGACGAACUGAUCUCUUUUAAAGACGAAGGGGAGCAAGAAGAGAAGAUCUCGGAGAACUCUUCGGCAGAGAGGGAUUUAGCGGACGUCAAGUCGUCUCUGGUCAAUGAAUCAGAAACUAAUCAAAACAGCUCCUCCGACUCGGAGGCGGAGAGGCGGCCUCCACCUAGGUCCGAAAGUUUCAGAGAUAAAUCCAGAGAAAGUUUGGAGGAAGCUGCGAAAAGGCAAGAUGGAGGGUUGUUUAAGGGCCCACCAUACCCUGGGUAUCCCUUUAUAAUGAUUCCCGACCUGAGCGGCCCUUACCUCCCCAAUGGAUCCCUUUCGCCCACGGCGAGAACGUAUCUCCAGAUGAAAUGGCCGUUGCUGGAUGUCCAGGCCGGAAGCCUACAGAGCAGACAAGCCCUUAAAGAUGCCAGGUCCCCAUCUCCAGCUCACAUUGUGUCUAACAAAGUCCCAGUUGUGCAACAUCCACACCAUGUACAUCCUCUUACACCGCUUAUUACAUACAGCAAUGAGCACUUCACGCCAGGGAAUCCUCCUCCCCACUUACCAGCCGAUGUAGAUCCCAAAACAGGAAUUCCACGGCCUCCACAUCCUCCAGAUAUAUCUCCUUAUUAUCCACUAUCACCGGGCACUGUAGGGCAAAUUCCCCAUCCGCUAGGAUGGUUAGUACCACAGCAAGGUCAGCCAGUCUAUCCAAUCACAACUGGAGGAUUCCGACAUCCCUAUCCCACUGCUUUAACAGUCAAUGCUUCCAUGUCAAGCUUUAUCUCCUCUAGGUUCCCUCCACACAUGGUCCCUCCACAUCAUAGUUUACAUACAACUGGGAUUCCUCAUCCAGCAAUAGUCACCCCAACAGUCAAGCAAGAAUCUUCUCAGAAUGAUGUUGGCUCACUCCAUAGCUCAAAACAUCAAGACUCCAAAAAAGAAGAGGAGAAAAAGAAACCACACAUAAAGAAACCUCUUAAUGCGUUUAUGUUGUAUAUGAAGGAAAUGAGAGCGAAAGUUGUAGCAGAAUGCACGUUGAAAGAGAGUGCUGCCAUCAAUCAGAUUCUUGGUCGAAGGUGGCAUGCACUAUCUAGAGAAGAACAAGCAAAAUAUUAUGAAUUAGCCAGAAAGGAACGACAACUUCACAUGCAGCUUUACCCCGGCUGGUCCGCACGGGAUAACUAUGUAGGUGGCUAUGGAAAGAAGAAGAAGAGGAAAAGGGACAAGCAGCCAGGAGAAACCAAUGAACACAGCGAAUGUUUCCUAAAUCCUUGCCUUUCACUUCCUCCGAUUACAGACCUGAGCGCUCCUAAGAAAUGCCGAGCGCGCUUUGGCCUUGAUCAACAGAAUAACUGGUGCGGUCCCUGCAGGAGAAAAAAAAAGUGCGUUCGCUACAUACAAGGUGAAGGCAGCUGCGUCAGCCCACCCUCUUCAGAUGGAAGCCUACUAGAUUCUCCUCCAUCUUCUCCUAACAUGGUAGCCUCCCCCACAAGAGACUCAAAACCACAGACUGAACAGACCCAGCCUCUCUCGCUUACAUUGAAACCUGAUCCAUUGGCACACCUUUCAAUGAUGCCACCUCAGCCAUCCUCCAUAAUCCUGACUGAAAGCUCAACUGGCAAAUCCAAUGGUCUGCCUGCUAGUAAUUGUCAGAACGGGGCACUGGACCAUCAGUCAGCCACUCUACAGCAAUCAGCACCUUCGUUAGCUCAACCAUCAACAUCCUCUUUGCAUUCCCAUAAUUCUUUGGCUGGGAGUCAACCUCAGCCCCUGUCACUUGUAACUAAGUCUUUAGAAUAGCUUUAGCUUCUGAGUGUUCUUUUUAUUUUCAUUUUUGUGUCAGGAUUUUUUUUCUCUCAUUUGUAUUUUUUUUUUAAAAAAAUGGUGCCAUAUGGCUGGCUACAUUAGUUAAUGUCAAUCAAGUUCAUUGGUCAAUAUUUGACCCAUUGUUAUUUCAUUUCUUUUUCUUUUUAAAUAUGUAGAUGGAAAAGAAAGCCUCAUGAUUCUGCCAAAAUUUUUAUCAACAGCUGUUUAAAGUCUUUGUAGCGUUUAAAAUAUUAUAUAUAUAUAUAUACAUAUAAAUAUAUAUAUACAUAACUGUUAUGUAGUUCCAAUAGUUUAAUUUCAAAGAACUGAUUUUAAAAAUGAAAAAAGAAGCAAUUUUGAAGCAGCCUUUGUUGAAGGCGUUGGUUCUUUAUUAUUUGUAUUAAAUACGAGCUUGCGAACCAAUCAUUUUACAUCUGGUUUUUAAAAAAAAUUUAAAGGCACAAUGAAUGCAGUGCCACUAAUUUUUUCUCAUUUUUUUUCGUUGUGUGAUACAACUUUUCUUGUGAUGUUACUUGUUAUUGUUUAAAUGUACAGAAACAAAGGUUAAAAUGUGUUAAUAUGCAUUGUUCCAUGGUGUUGUCCUUUUUGGGGGAGGGAAUGCUACUCAAUUAAAAAGUAUCACAACGCUAUUGGACCAGUAGUAUUUAUUGCUUUAGAAAUUGCUUGUUACCUGUAUGUUGUCCAUUUUUUAAAUGUUUUCCUUUUCCCCCCUUCAGAUGUUUUGUAAAGUUUUUUUUCCUUUUAGUGUACACACCAUAUAUAUAAAACAACCCAUUUGUACAAGGUUUUUAAGUUUAUGUAUAAAUGUUAUAUAUAUUUUUGUUUAUUUCUUUUUGUUUUAUUUACUUUAAUUCUUUAUUUUGUUUUCUAUCACGCAGUUGCCACCAAAUGGACAUUUGCAGAUGGAUCAAUAGUAUGUAUGUGUGUGUAUAUAAAGCUUUUAAAUUAAGCUUUAAAGCCAUUACAUGAAAUAAGACUUGAAAAUUUAGCACAGAACUUUUUUGUGAUGCUGUUGGAAAUGCAGCAGUGUCUCCUUUUGGAAUACAAAUAAAUUUCCCUGCCAGUUGUAGGCUGUGAGCAAAACUUUAUGUGCCAAAAUUCUCAGUGAUUUUUGUCUUUCCACAACAACUUUUUUACACUGUAUUUUUUUUCUUCAUCCUGUUUUGCUGUGAUGUUACAUAGGUAGAUAUGUACGUAGUUUUUAAUGUCACCUAUUACAGAUGUGUUUGGUAGCAGAUUGUCCAGAAAGCAUUUAAAAAUGAAGAGGUAUAAACCCUAAAGGGCCAAAUUCUGUAUAUUAGACUGUUCAUAAAAGGAAAAAAAAUCAGACUGCCACUUCUAUGUACACUUAACUACAUACAGGUAGGUAGCAAAGUUUAAAAAAAUCCUAGGCAUGUUGAUGUUGCAAAAAAAAAUUUUUUUUAAAGAUAAAAUGCUGUAUAAAGCUGAAAGAAAUGUUCAUCUGUUCAUCCAGUGCCAUUGUAGUUGACAUGAAGCUAUUGUAAAACUGUCUCCAGUUUUCUUCUCUGGUUUAUUAAAGAUGCUAACUAUGACAUAUUUUUUUGGCGGGGGGAGGGAUCCUUUGAAUGUUUUCUAACAGUUGUGAUGUUACUGUUCCGUUUUAUUGCUCUUAUUCCAAUUUUUCAUUUUAAUGGUUUGGAAGCCAUUUUUGUAAUGAAUAAAUGUCCAUGCUGUACAGUAUCUGUAGCAUGCAGUUCUGGAUUAAUAAAAGCAACUUAGUAUGUGCAGA
This is a messenger RNA of Protobothrops mucrosquamatus (brown spotted pit viper), 3668 nucleotides long. It is a transcript of the gene TCF7L2, whose product is annotated as transcription factor 7 like 2. The coding region runs from base 62 to 1891 and encodes 609 amino acids. Gene Ontology annotation, molecular function: DNA-binding transcription factor activity, RNA polymerase II-specific; RNA polymerase II cis-regulatory region sequence-specific DNA binding. The transcript has 14 exons. Gene Ontology annotation, biological process: canonical Wnt signaling pathway; regulation of transcription by RNA polymerase II. NCBI's taxonomy places the organism in Eukaryota, Metazoa, Chordata, Lepidosauria, Squamata, Viperidae. The record is from RefSeq and is a predicted model, not a curated record. Gene Ontology annotation, cellular component: beta-catenin-TCF complex; catenin-TCF7L2 complex.